Messenger RNA from Cladocopium goreaui, 1401 nucleotides. NCBI's taxonomy places the organism in Eukaryota, Dinophyceae, Suessiales, Symbiodiniaceae. The record is from the annotation of a GenBank genome assembly.
GCCUUGCUUCUUCCAAUCUCCCAGAGAAAGUCAGCGCAACGAAAGGCCCAUUGCGAGCUUCCGAGCGAAAGUACUUGGAAGUCCGAGUGGACAAAGUGAGAGCGAACGAGAUCCUGGGCAUGGCGGGGCUCCCUAAGGCCGAUGGCUGUCAGUUGGAAUCCAUAAAGGCGACUGGAUCUUGCAACGACCAGGAGAAGCCCAAGAGGUCAUUGAAGCGAGGAAAACUUCCUUUGUUCCUGGGAAAAAGAGUGCACCUGGGUCGCGCCGUGAGGCAGCAGCUGUUGCAUGUGGACAUCUUCGAAGUACAAGUGCCACUGCAGAUGGAGUUUGAAGAUGAGUGGGUUGGAAGGGCGACCCUGCAGCUGGCCGAUCCCAGAGUGGAAGAGCCAGCAGAAUAUGAGCUGACCCGCGGCCCUUUUGAGUACGGGGGCACGGUGACGGUGAGUGUCAAAUUUCCGGAUCCGGAGGUUGAAGCUCACCCACUACCCGACGUACGAGACUUCCCAAAGCCAGUCUCCCCACGUGAAUAUGCCAACUCCAAAACGAUGGGCACAGACGCAGGUGGGAUCGACAUGAGCCCUUUCGAUAUACCGCGCAAAGGGUCCGGGUCGAGCUCAAAUUCAACUGGCCAAGGCAAAUCACCGCAGCCCGUUUGGGUGCCGGAGAUCAAGGGUCCUGGCGGCUCCGGCUUUGGCCUCGAUCCGAAGAUCGAUAACAUUUGGAAGUUCAACACAGGUCCUGUGAAAGGUGGGACAAUGAGCCCCCUUCCCAGCUUCCCUCCACAGUGGUUCACGGCGAAGUUGCCACCCGGAACGCCACACCCGCGUCCACUGCCGCCAUCGGCCUUCCAGCCUCCCCCAGUGCCGCCCGAGCUGAUGGCCCAGAUUCCCGUCCUCGCGACGGUGCCGCCCGCCGUUGCUGCAAUGGUCGUGCAGGCCCUGCGGGCGCCGCCUCUGACCACGGCCACGAUGCCGGCGCCUCCUGCGUCGGUGCUGCUUGCAGGGCCCUUGCCCUACUUGCCCUCAAUUGCUCCUCCGUACUGUGGAGGCUAUCCCCGGGGAUUCAUGGUCAGAGGUGAAGUGCCAGGUCUUCCCUGCUCCAGUGGCACGCGGCAGAAACAUGUGCUGUGUGGCCCACUGAGCAAGGUGGGAGAAGAGCCUAAAGUGCGAAAUGAUGCGAAAUGCUCCACCCACGGUAGAAACAUGUACCGUGUGGCUCCGCUGCCAGUGCCAUCGGAAAUUCACUGCGGUUGUGCUGUUCAAAUAGCACAGGUUAUGCAGGGCAACCAGGGUCAACGGGCAACUGCCGACACUUCUGGGGAAACUUGGAGCGGGGCCUACAGCACUGUUUGGGAGCCCUUGGACGCAUUUGGACGCUUUCGCGACCUUAAUUACUCUGCGG